Molecule: messenger RNA, 2136 nt
Organism: Lactuca saligna
Lineage: Eukaryota; Viridiplantae; Streptophyta; Magnoliopsida; Asterales; Asteraceae
Source: the annotation of a GenBank genome assembly
AUGAAAGCUUCAAUCAAAUUUAGAGAUGAACAAAAGCCUCUGUUUCGAGCAAAAGUGCCUCUCAAUAUUCUUGGGUUCCCCUUUCAAUCAGGGAUUGUAGCCGGUGAAUCGAAAGAGCUCUCUUUGAAUCUCAGCACUUUCUUCGAAUCAGGGCCCUCGUUGAAGGUCGCUUAUCGUCCAAAUGAUUCCAUUAAUCCGUUUAGUCUCGUAUUCAAAACCGGAAUCGGCCAUUUCGGUUCGCCGAUUUCAAGCUCAUUGAACAUGAGCGCUGAAUUCAACUUGAUCGGAGGCAGUCAAAACCCUAGUUUUUUUGUUCACUUCAAACCUCAAUUCGGUGACUUCACUAUCAAAAAAGUUCAAUCAUCAGUGUUUAAGAAGCAAAUUAACGGUGUUAGCGGAGCUGCAGAGGAAGAUGCACCGGUGAUUGUUGAUCUGUUCGAAAACGGCAAGAAAUUUUCCAAUUCGCCGUUGGAAUCUCCAGCCGCCGGUCUGGUGAAGAGCGCCUUAUCCGACGUCGAAAUGACCGCCACAACGACCGUUCCGCUGAGGAAAAACGCUGUGUUGAAUUUCCGUUGGGGCGUUUGGCUCCCGGAGGCAGAAGACUCGGCGAUGAUGCUAAUGAAGAAGAACAACAAUUCAAUGCCUGGGAUUUCGUUUCAGAAGCUUCCAGUUUUGAUCAUAAACAAGAUCGGGAUCGAGCACAAAUCGGGUGCCGAUUGCAAGGAUUCAAGCAAGGUGGGACCGACAACCAGUGACGCGGCGGAGGCCUUUUUGGGCGUCAAGAAACAGCUGGAGAUCAUACAAACUGAAAAUGUGGGAUUAAAGAAAGCCAUGGAUAACUUGAAGAGUGAAUUUUCUGCCGUUAGGUUUAACGGCGGAGACGUCAAUGCUCGUUUCUGCGGGAAGGCUAUGGAGAAUGAGAUUAGAAAAUUGUUCCAAUCGUCUGUGUUCUUCCUUACUCUAUCUUCUUUGAGGUUAACCUUCUUAAGGGUUCUAUCAAUUUGGUUCUUUCAUUCCCAAUCUCCUAACCAUGCCUCCGCUGAAAGAGACUACAACCGACAUACCUCUAAACCAGAAAACCAACCUACGACGAAUCCACUGGACCACAUUCAAGCACUUCUCCAUCUUGCCACCACCACCAAUAUCCGGCUUGACACCCUCACCACCAACGUUGCAAAUCUAAUCAAUAUCGUGACCACUCAUCACACCAACCAGCCACCACCUCCGCCGCCACCGCCACUGUCGUCCAAUCACAACCCCUGGCCAUCGAAAAUCCAUCUCCCUACAUUUGCCAGCUCUAAUCCUCUUGAUUGGCUCUUUCAAGCCAACAAUUACUUUGACUAUUAUUCUAUCCAACCCACCCAACGUCUCUCUUUGGCUCAAAUUUACUUUACCGACGAGGCCCUAAGUUGGUACAAAUACUUAGCCAACAACAACCUUCUCACUUCGUGGCCUGAGUUUGCUCGUGCUCUCAAACUACGCUUUGGUCCAUUAUUCUUUGAGAACCACCAAGCCGCCUUGUUCAAACUCCAACAAACCACCACAGUCACCGAGUAUGUUGCAGAUUUUGAACGGUUAAGCAAUAUGGUCGUUGGUUUGCAACCGGACGUAUUGCUUAAUUGUUUUCUUUCUGUUUUACGACCCACUAUCCAGAAUGAGUUAGCCAUCCUUAAACCUACUUGCUUCACUCUAGCAGUAGGCCUAGCAAAGCUCUUGGAAGAAAAACUCACUAUUUCCACUUCUCCAGUUGCUCUCAACCAUGUACAACCACCAACUCUUUUGUUGACCCCCACAAUCAACUCCUCCGCAUUAGUACUUUCUUCUCCCUCUAUCACUUAUUCCGUACCAACGGCUUCUUCUGUGCCACUGCCCACCGCUCGCGUGUCACCGGAUCAACUGCAACAAAGACACGAUGUCGGUCUUUGUUUUCGUUGCCUAAAACGCUACACACCAGGGUACCGUUGUAAUCCCCCCUCCCCCAUUUUUAUUCAUUGUGGGCAACACACUAGACCCUACAACAAAUUACGCGUUACCAUUGCUCACCAAGAAUCCCGAUGUUCCACAUUUUCUUUCUAUUUCACCAGCAAUUUUUUUCGGGAUGACUACCGCCACCUCUAUGAAACUCACGGGUCUUAA